CGCGUUUAUCCUUUCUCAAGCGCUUAUUUUGGUCUAAUAUGGCAGACAUUAAUACCCCCAAGUCUUUGAAAGAGUUGCUGGCCGAGCAGUUGCCGAAGGACGUUCCAUUGACCUUCUAUCACUACUCGACGCCGCCCUCCAAGUCCUCCGCCCUCUUCUCCGCACCGCCGCAUGCAAAGUCGGAAAGAACCUAUUGUGAAUCGCAUACCCUGGCUGCCUCGAUAAUACCAAAUGACACUGCUCCAUCGGGAUUACCUGAAGAGUUGCUCAUACUCGCCAUUGAGGUUCUGGUUUACACUACGAGGAACCUUACUACCAUCUUCGUCUCGAAAGCGGACUCGACAGGGUACCUUUCAGAGUUACAACUACCACGCUCGCAGUCUGGAUCGCCUUUGAAAGAUAUUUGCGGUACAUUUGUAGCUUGGCUGGCAAGGGAGCGACAAAGAGAGGGGAAGAAGCUGGUAGUCUCACUAUUCGCUCGGGCACAAGAUCAGUACCUCUUUCCAGCGAGCAUUGAGAACAAGAAGAAGCAUGUGCUGGAUGACAGGGGACUGGUUAAGUGGUGGUGUAAAGUGUUAGACCCGAUAAUAUGGCAAUACAAGGCCGAGGAUGAACGGAGACCGUUCGCUGAGCGGCUGGUGGAAGGGGGAAGUAUCGGAACAAAUUGCACCCUUUCGCAGUCAGAAACCACGGCCAAGGGCUACCUUGUAAUACCGGGCUUCGAGCCAAAUGACACGCUCCGCUACAUUCCUCCAGCGCCAAAGCCGAACGUACCUCGACGCUGGGCUACCACACAUCCACUUCUACAGAUCGCGCCGCAUCCAGCUGCUCCCCCGCGCUGUCUCGUCCCGCAUUUCCCGGAUGACCCCAAGGCACGGUUUCUUGAUGAGCUAGAUGAAGAGUUACACGAUCGAGGUACUGACGCCAUGGUUGUCGAUGGAGGUACGCCAUCGCGGAGUAACGGACAAUGGAAGAGCGUUAAGACGUUGGAUCAGUUCUGGGAGUUCAUGGCUUUCCGACAGGAAUGUUCAUCUGGAAGGAUCGUGGGGUUUAUUUGGGUGGUAAUCACCCCACCGAAGCCAUCAAUACCUGAGGAGGACGAAGACGCGCCAUCACAGCAGUCACUUUCACAACCACUCUCACAGAAGAGCUCUCAAGAGGCCAUACCUAGUCCAAGAAGACGCAAGAUAAGCAAACGGAAACGAGAAGCCAAGAUCAAGUACGGCCCCAUUCCACUAGUCCUACCCAGGAUCAAGACAAGCUCAUCGAACUUAUCAACUACAUCAAACGCCUCGAACAAGUCCGACGCCAAACUACAACCCGAGACGAGUCCAUACUUUGUGUGGCCGGCGUCUUCACGGGGUACAAUUUGCUUUUCAACGAAGAAUUACGAUCGAGCACAUGAAGUACUACUUCAACAAACUUUCGCAAAUCGAAGAGCUGCAGCACAAAGUACAAAGAAAUGGAAAGAGGAGAUGGCUGUCUUGGGCGGAAUGGACAAUUGGGGCUGGACAGUGAAAGGGAAAAGAGAGAUCGCAGCCAUAAGUUCUACGUCAACGAACGGAUUGGUCCCAAAUAUAGUGAUGGGGGUGAGGAAAAAAAGAAAGCCAGAGACUACAGCGGAAGCGACAAGCUCAUUAGAAAAGCCUACUGAAGGUGGUGUGCAAGUCCUCUCAGAGUGCUUGGUCAGGAAGAAAGCCAGGAUCGAGCCCACGCCCAUUGCAGAAGCGAGCGUUACCCACGGCGUGAACACACUGUCAGCUGGUUUGGUGCGGAAGAAGUCCAAAUCUUGAGUGAUUGUUGGACUGAAGGCGUUUGUGCUAUUCUUGUCUGGUGUUUAGAGUUGCUUCCCAGUCUUGCAUAUUUGCGUAGGGCGUUCGAUUGACCUAGGUCUGGAUUGCGUGAGGAUGCGUUUUCACGUUGCAUACUCUCUAUUAUUGAAGAGAUUUGAUAUUCAAUCCUUCGCAUUCAUUGGCUCUAGUCAGUGACAAUACCCUUGCAGUGACGUCGGAAAGCUCGGGAGCAGCUGUGACUAUAGCGCAAAUAAAUAUUGAACACGCCAAACAAUUAGAUCUUGCG
Cucurbitaria berberidis CBS 394.84 is the source of this 2079-nucleotide messenger RNA. RefSeq names its product DNA damage response protein-like protein Rtt109. Gene Ontology annotation, biological process: DNA damage response. The record is from RefSeq and is a predicted model, not a curated record. The transcript has a single exon. NCBI's taxonomy places the organism in Eukaryota, Fungi, Ascomycota, Dothideomycetes, Pleosporales, Cucurbitariaceae. Gene Ontology annotation, molecular function: histone H3K56 acetyltransferase activity. Gene Ontology annotation, cellular component: nucleus. Bases 39 to 1793 code for a protein of 584 amino acids.